This is a messenger RNA of Lymnaea stagnalis (great pond snail), 18874 nucleotides long. The record is from the annotation of a GenBank genome assembly. Lineage: Eukaryota; Metazoa; Mollusca; Gastropoda; Lymnaeidae.
AGAGACAUGAUCAUCAUGGGAUCAGGAGGCCAAAUUUAUACUCUGUGCUACUAACAACAUGUGUGAUCUAGUCCCAGAGAGCAUGCGGCUAUUCAAUCGAAAUCAACAUUUGGUAAUCUACCACCAAUAUCUGAUGAUCUUACCACAAGUAAUAUCUGGGGAUUUAACCGCCAUUAACAUCUGGUGAUCCAGCAUCAGCCAACAAGUGACCAUCAACAUUUAGGAUCUGAUUAAAACCGUGUUGACAGUGCAUUUACAAUUACUUAGAGAAAACUCGUUGACGAAUAGCGUGUGAACUGGGGCAACAUUUUGCUAUUGGAAUGUUUGUGAAUGUGUUGAAAGGUAUCAGCAGCAAAUGUGAUAUAAAUGUGAUAUUAAUAUGAUAUAAUUGUUACUGCCAUUUAAAGACAUGAGGCUUCAAACGAAGUUUAAACUCUAUCAGUUCUUUUCUUGUAAUGUAUUUCAUGGAGAUUGGUAACGAAAUAUUAAUAAGGAGAUUGGUCACGAAUUAUUCCAAAAUGACGUCACUGGGGAAUACUUCUGAUAUCACCAACCCUCGGGCUUAUUUACAAAGUCUGAAUGCACAGUUUGCUGCUGUCGUUUUACCGGCGGUGGUGGUUCUUGGCGUGUUGAUGGUGACGGGUGCUGUGGGCAAUGUCAUCGUGUUGUACGUGUACACCUGGAGGAUGAAAGCAGGAACGAUCACUCGGUACAUCCAGGCUCUAGCCGUCUUUGACUUGUUCAGUUGCUGCCUAGCUAUCCCGGGUAAGCCUUAUUGUAUCACAUCUCAUUCAGCUAUAACCACAUCUCAUUCAGCUAUAACCACAUCUCAUAUAGCUAUAACCACAUCUCAUUCAGCUAAAACCACAUCUCAUACAAUCAGGGGCGUCAACAGGGGGCUGCAUACCGCACCGGGUGACACCCUCGUGGGGGGGGGGGAAGACAUCCAAUAAAAAAUUUCAAAUUCGAUCCAGUCUGUUUCAUAACAGAACUCAUUUAAAUACAAGAAUAGCGUGACAUCAGACUAUGAUGUCACAAUGGCUGAGUGCCAUCAGAUUAUUGUGCCACCAUGGCAUACUGAUAUCAGAAUUUGGUGUCACCAUAGCAGAGAGACAUCAAAAUAUGAUUUUAUUUAAUGCAGUCUUUAAUUUGUGCUGAUCUCCUGGAUCUUGACAACGCACUCUAGAGCUGAGCAUCUUAGAAAACUGCUGUAUGUAGAUCAAUAUCGACGUGAUCAAAUGUUUGCCAUUGUGAUUAGUUUAUUGUGAAAUAAAGCUUCAAUUAUGGAAAUAUGUCAUUGUGAUUAGUUUACUAUGAUGCAAAAGCUUCAACUAUGGAAAUAUGUCAUUGUGAUUAGUUUAGUAUGAUGCAAAAGCUUCAAUUAUGGGAAUUUGUCAUUGUGAUUAGUUUACUAUGAUGCAAAAGCUUCAACUAUGGGAAUUUGUCAUUGUGAUUAGUUUACUAUGAUGCAAAAGCUUCAAUUAUGGGAAUUUGUCAUUGUGAUUAGUUUACUGUGAUGCAAAAGCUUCAACUAUGGAAAUAUGUCAUUGUGGUUAGUUUAGUAUGAUGCAAAAGCUUAAAUUAUGGGAAUUUGUCAUUGUGAUUAGUUUACUAUGAUGCAAAAGCUUCAACUAUGGGAAUUUGUCAUUGUGAUUAGUUUACUAUGAUGCAAAAGCUUCAAAUAUGGGAAUUUGUCGAUGAGUUAAUAUAAACAGUAGUGUUGUAGAAAUGGAGCCUCUGUGGUUCUCAGAAAGAAAACAAUAUGAAUAAGAAUGCACUCUGAAAUUAUUUUAUUUGUUAAAAAUUCUUUCUUUAAAUUGUGCUGUAGUCAAAUCCUUUCUUUAAAUUGCGCUAUAGUCAAAUCCUUUCUUUAAAUUGUGCUGUAGUCAAAUCCUUUCUUUAAAUUGCGCUGUAGUCAAAUCCUUUCUUUAAAUUGCGCUAUAGUCAAAUCCUUUCUUUGAAUUGCGCUGUAGUCAAAUCCUUUCUUUAAAUUGCGCUGUAGUCAAAUCCUUUCUUUAAAUUGUGCUGUAGUCAAAUCCUUUCUUUAAAUUGUGCUGUAGUCAAAUCCUUUCUAUAAAUUGCGCUAUAGUCAAAUCCUUUCUUUAAAUUGUGCUGUAGUCAAAUCCUUUCUUUAAAUUGCGCUAUAGUCAAAUCCUUUCUUUGAAUUGCGCUAUAGUCAAAUCCUUUCUUUUAAUUGCGCUGUAGUCAAAUCCUUUCUUUAAAUUGCGCUAUAGUCAAAUCCUUUCUUUGAAUUGCGCUAUAGUCAAAUCCUUUCUUUGAAUUGCGCUAUAGUCAAUUCCUUUCUUUAAAUUGCGCUGUAGUCAAAUCCUUUCUUUAAAUUGCGCUAUAGUCAAAUCCUUUCUUUAAAUUGUGCUGUAGUCAAAUCCUUUCUUUAAAUUGCGCUAUAGUCAAAUCCUUUCUUUGAAUUGCGCUAUAGUCAAAUCCUUUCUUUAAAUUGCGCUAUAGUCAAAUCCUUUCUUUAAAUUGCGCUGUAGUCAAAUCCUUUCUUUAAAUUGCGCUGUAGUCAAAUCCUUUCUUUAAAUUGUGCUGUAGUCAAAUCCUUUCUUUAAAUUGUGCUGUAGUCAAAUCCUUUCUUUAAAUUGCGCUAUAGUCAAAUCCUUUCUAUAAAUUGCGCUAUAGUCAAAUCCUUUCUUUAAAUUGUGCUGUAGUCAAAUCCUUUCUUUAAAUUGUGCUGUAGUCAAAUCCUUUCUUUAAAUUGCGCUGUAGUCAAAUCCUUUCUUUAAAUUGUGCUGUAGUCAAAUCCUUUCUUUAAAUUGUGCUGUAGUCAAAUCCUUUCUUUAAAUUGCGCUAUAGUCAAAUCCUUUCUAUAAAUUGCGCUGUAGUCAAAUCCUUUCUUUAAAUUGCGCUAUAGUCAAAUCCUUUCUUUGAAUUGCGCUAUAGUCAAAUCCUUUCUUUGAAUUGCGCUAUAGUCAAAUCCUUUCUUUGGUUACGCAUUAGAAUAGCGAUGAAUCCAUGAUUCAGAAGCAGAAAGUGGGGGGCGGGGGGGAGGGGGGGCAUCCUGAUGGAGUUUGUUGAUUCAGGAACUCUACUGGAUGGUUCUGAGAUCAGAACAUCCCUUUAGUCUUCUGAGACCAGUGAACCAGAUAUUUAAUAGAUUCCGACACGUCUUGUUGUCAUAUAUGUGAGCUUUCGAUGCAUCUCCAGCGUUCGUUGAUUGGUUGACACUUUCAUAACACGCUUCACCAAAUCUUCGCUUUCAUGACACGCUUCACCAAUUCUUCGCUUUCAUGACACACUUCACCAAAUCUUCGCUUUCAUGACAUGCUUCACCAAUUCUUCGCUUUCAUGACACGCUUCACCAAAUCUUCACUUUCAUGACACGAUUCACCAAAUCUUCGCUUUCAUGACACGCUUCACCAAUUCUUCGCUUUCAUGACACGCUUCACCAAAUCUUCGCUUUCAUGACACACUUCACCAAAUCUUCGCUUUCAUGACACACUUCACCAAAUCUUCACUUUCAUGACACGCUUCACCAAAUCUUCGCUUUCAUGACACGCUUCACCAAUUCUUCGCUUUCAUGACACGCUUCACCAAAUCUUCGCUUUCAUGACACACUUCACCAAAUCUUCACUUUCAUGACACGCUUCACCAAAUCUUCGAGUGACAUUUUAAGGAAUUCGAUUUCUGUCAAAUAAAGCCAACGUUCUAUGAGUAUUUUUAAGAAUUCCAUUUAGAAAAAGGGAGUAAAUUUUGAGACUACUGAACACAACUUUGCACACUGUUGGUGCAGUUAUCGGGAAUAUGCUGUGCGCUAAUGAAAUCCGCGUAAUAUGAUGAUAUUCAAUUUGCUUUAUAUAUCUGUUUAGGUCCGCCUAUGACCUGUGAUGCACCCUCCUUGCCCUGCCUCAUUUUCUGUCUCGGGUCGAUCCUGUAGUAUAGGCCAAAACGUGCCAAAGUGUCCCCGUUUUAUAGCCAUUUUAAUUGUUUCUAUAGUAUAGUAGUUACUAUCCUAGUGUCUCAUUUUUAUUUUACUUAGUUUACAUGUUUUUAAUAAUUGUAAAGCGCUUAGAGCUUUAAGGUAAGCGCUAUAUAAAAAUGCCUUAAAAAAUAAAUAAAUAAAUGUAACUAGCUAUAGAUAUAACCCGUUAAAAAUGACGAAGUCCUUCAGAAAUAAAUAUAUUUUUUCCAUCCCGAAAUUUAAAAUAUAUAGAUACUUAAUAUCCGAUAAGUUGGCCUACAUUAGACCUAUAUGCACAUUUCUAGUCCAAAACGACGGUCUUUUUCAUUAAUUUAAUAUAUAGUUUAGACUUUGGUGACCCCUUCUUUAGACUUUGGUGACCCCUUCUUUAGACUUUGGUGACCCCUUCUUUAGACUUUGGUGACCCCUUCUUUAGACUUUGGUGACCCCUUCUUUAGACUUUGGUGACCCCUUCUUUAGACUUUGGUGACCCCUUCUUUAGACUUUGGUGACCCCUUCUUUAGACUUUGGUGACCCCUUCUUUAGACUUUGGUGACCCCUUCUUUAGACUUUGGUGACCCCUUCUUUAGACUUUGGUGACCCCUUCUUUAGACUUUGGUGACCCCUUCUUUAGACUUUGGUGACCCCUUCUUUAGACUUUGGUGACCCCUUCUUUAGACUUUGGUGACCCCUUCUUUAGACUUUGGUGACCCCUUCUUUAGACUUUGGUGACCCCUUCUUUAGACUUUGGUGACCCCUUCUUUAGACUUUGGUGACCCCUUCUUUAGACUUUGGUGACCCCUUCUUUAGACUUUGGUGACCCCUUCUUUAGACUUUGGUGACCCCUUCUUUAGACUUUGGUGACCCCUUCUUUAGACUUUGGUGACCCCUUCUUUAGACUUUGGUGACCCCUUCUUUAGACUUUGGUGACCCCUUCUUUAGACUUUGGUGACCCCUUCUUUAGACUUUGGUGACCCCUUCNUAUCGGGAAUUAUAUUUUGUGCGCUAGUGAACUCAUUAUUUAACCACACUCUGGCGUAUCUAUAUAUAGCCUGCAUGGUGGUGUUUGACCUUUGCUGGCGAAUUAUAUAUUAAAACAAACUUUCUUUCUUGAUAUCACGAAAAUGGUUUUAAGAAUUGUGGUGUGGACAUAAUAUGUCCAAUAUGCAUAGUCUGAAAAUGUUAAGGUUUUUCAAACAUUGUCAAUCUUAAAAAAAAUAUGUGUAUGUGUUCAAUAACGGUUUGUCCAAAGGUUGUAUCUCUUAGCGUUACAGCCAUACCAAAGGUUGUAUCUCUUAGUGUUACAGCCAAACCAAAGGUUGUUUCUCUUAGCGUUACAGCCAUACCAAAGGUUGUUUCUCUUACCGUUACAGCCAUAUAGGUUUUUUCUCUUAGCGUUACGGCCAUACCCAAGAUUGUUUCUCUUACCGCUACAGCCAUACCCAAGGUUGUAUCUCUUAGUGUUACAGCCAUACCAAAGGUUGUUUCUCUUAGCGUUACAGCCAUACCAAAGGUUGUUUCUCUUAGCGUUACAGCCAUACAUUCAUAUUACAUGACUCAUUUAAAUGCGCUUCUUUUGAAAAAAAAAAAAAAAAAAAAAAAAAAAUCAACCUAAUGCAGAAAUAACAUGUGUAUUUUUAAUGACUUAGCGUAGAAUGGAUACACACCUACGUCACAUAAACUUGGAGUAAGUUUUGUAGCCAUUGAUAAAUAUUGCUAUCAUAUACAUGUAUGCAUGUUUCGUAAUAGUCAUUUGUGUGUGUUCAAACAGGGGAGAUUAUUGACAUGACCAACAAUUACACGUUUGGAGCAAAUCCACUUUGUCAGACGGUUAGGACGAUCAAUCUGUUUUGUACCAUGGCCUCGGGCAGUAUACUCAUAGUGGUAGCCAUAGACAGGUAAGGUUCAUAUUCAUAUACGUUAAUAGGAUAAGAAAUUUGUGGAUUAACUUUAUAUAUGAUAUUCAACAUAUGCCAUGCGUCACGCGUCUAAAAGGGAGGGGGGGGGGUGUCACAUCUGUGUGACAAUGUGUGACUAGAGGAGGUUAAUUAAGCUAUGUGACGUCACAUUUAGAGGGGAACAUUCUUGAAAAAAAAUACACCUAGUGACACUUCAUUGCAGACUUUUUUAACAUUAUUAUUUUGUACAAUAAUUAUAAUUAUAUUAUUGUUAAACUAAGAUCACUGAGAGAAUCAGUGCAGGUAUCAGUGCAAGUAUCAGUGCAGGUAUCAGUGCAGGUAUCAGUGCAGGUAUCAGUGCAGGUAUCAGUGCAGGUAUCAGUGCAGGUAUCAGUGCAGGUAUCAGUGCAGGUAUCAGUGCAGGUAUCAGUGCAGGUAUCAGUGCAGGUAUCAGUGCGUGGUCCGAGAAAUUGCAUCGGAUCAAGUUACAGGACGCCAUGGAGGAGGAGAAUCGGUGUCGGGUGACUUUGACAGUGGACUCAGUAGUGAGAAUUUAAGCUGAAAUGUGGAGACGGGAAUCAUAGAAUUGGGGCUACCACGUGAAGUGAAAUGGAACGAAAAAUAAUUGACUGGGGUAUGAGAUCUUAAUAAAUGUUCUAGGGCAGAGAUUCUAAACCUUUUUGUAGCGCUACCUUUAGGGAAAUGUUUCUGACACAGGUGCAGUAAUUUCUAACUUUUUGUGACGAUGGUAUGGGGGGGGGGGAUUUGGCAAAAUUUGCGUGUUGUCAUUUAUGGAUUUAGGGUACCAGGCAAAGGGGGCAAAUAUAAAGACCUUUAAACCUACGAGUUGUCCUAAGGGGCCGAUGAUCGGUUGCUUCUAUGGCUAAAAGGACAAUCUGCAGUUACCAAAAUUAAUAUUAUAAUGCGAAUCUGACGUUUCACUAUUAUUAAAGGGGGGGAACUCUCAAAAACUAGUUUUAUUUACUUCAUAUGGAUUUUAAAAAAACGCACAAGAGAAUGUUUUGUGUCUAUACUUAUAUCAUUUAGACCCAUUACAUUUAGACCCCUAGAAUCAAGCAAGAUGAAACAUGUUAAAAUAUAAUUAGGUGGAUCGGCUAAUGCCACUGGUUCAGAAAAAACUUAAAUUAUCAAAACAGAAUAAAGGAAGGCAGUGGAUAUUUUGUCCAAAACUGAAAAGCUGACUCAUUUCUUCACUCAUCAAGAUUAUCAAGAUGUUGAGUUCUACAUGCUACAAAAUAAUUCAAAAUAUGAAGUAAAUCUAGUGAUGGAGAGUUGUCGGUUGAUUUCUCUGCUGCUGAUAUAGCUUAAUGAAUUGUUCGUGGUCCCAAAGACUGUCAACACCAUGCAUGGCGGGGCAUUUUGACAAGUCUUACCGUCAUUUCAGUUGUGGCAAGCCAGGAAUUUACUACUCACAGAAACAUUUCAUUGGAACAAAAACCAAUGAGACUUUCAAGAGAGAUUUUGGUUAUUUAUUUUAUCCAUCAUCACGAGGUCAGUCUUAUGAUAGUGCUCCUUACAUGUGAAACAAAUCAAUUUGCUAUGCAUGUACAAUGUACAGCCCCCCAUAUGUAUGUACAUUGUACAGCCUUCAUAUGUAUGUACACUGUACAGCCCAUUAAAUUCAUUAAAUCUAAUUGACCGGAUCCCUGUUGACAGAUGCAGUUAAUUUUUUCUCAAUCAUUUUAGAAGCACUUGAUUGUGUACAUUGUACAGCCUUCAUAUGUAUGUACACUGUACAGCCCAUUAAAUUCAUUAAAUCUAAUUGACCGGAUCCCUGUUGACAGAUGCAGUUAAUUUUUUCUCAAUCAUUUUAGAAGCACUUGAUUGUGUAAUCAGAAUCAAAAGGGAGAUACUUGAUAAGCAAAUAAUAUUUAUAAAUUCUACUGAAUGAGGAUGUGAACUUAAAAACAUAUGCAUAGCUCUAUGAAUCAUAAGGUGAUCAACUGUGUUCUUCAUCAGAUCAUUAAAAAAAAAUAUGAAGCAGCUACUAAUAAAGAGAUAUACCCGAUGGGAAUUACAAGCUAACUCUAAAAUUUAACAGCCCAAAUAAGGCGAUGGGCCAGAAGUACACCUAAGCCUAAAUGCAAGAGACAAAUUUUGCAUAAAUACCUUUGAUCAAAUUACUGAUACAAUGCAAACUGAGAUGAGAAGACGAGGAAAAGGAAAUAAAAUAAUAGCAGAGAUUUUUACAUACUAAUUCAAUUGUGUGCCACAUACUAUCGGUAUCGACUCAUUAUCAUCUGAAAGUGACAUGAAUUUUAGUGUUGUGAAAAUAGAAGACGAGGAAAAGGAAAUAAAAUAAUAGCAGAGAUUUUUACAUACUAAUUCAAUUGUGUGCCACAUACUAUCGGUAUCGACUCAUUAUCAUCUGAAAGUGACAUGAAUUUUAGUGUUGUGAAAAACUUAUAGGAGCCAGAAUGAUCAAUACAUUGAUCGUGGGCCCUCAAAAUAUAGAAGAAGAAGAACGUAUUAAUGCUUUCACUUUCAGUACAAGUUCUGUUUAUCUCAAUAAAGGUUUAUUUUAUGGUUCACAUUUCUUGAUAUUUUGAGUUAGAUAUAAUAUGGAGGCACCAAAAUUUUAAAGUGCUUAGGGUCUCUAAGGGUUUUGAUCCUGACAUUAUAAUUAUACUAGUUACUGGUCCAAAUUUAUGAGAUAAUAUAUUUCAGGAAUAAGAAAAAUUGCUUUAUUAAAAUGCUUCCUGCUUCACUGAUGAUUAAAGACUUGAUAAAUAAUUACAAUUAAAUAAUUACAAUUAAGCUCUUGGCGUGCAUUUAUUUUCAUCCUAUAAAGGUGAGGCAAAGGUCAUGAAAAAGGAAGAAGACAUUAACAAAUUAUUAUAGUGUUUUUCGAUAAUUUAAUUCUUUUUCAACAACUAGACAAAUAAUAACUGCAAUAUCUUUAACAGAUAUAAAAGAAUUUGCUGUCCAUUAAAGAGACAGAUCACACCUCGAUGUGCUCUGGUCAUCAUUGUGCUUUGUGCUGGUAUUGCUCUUUUCUUCUCACUGCCCACAGCCGUUAUGUUUGGUGGCAGGACCAUCACUACUGAUGUUCCAAAUAUCAAUGGGACCGACUGCUCUGUUAAUGACAGGUAAGAAUUCAAUUGCAGAUGGGUAGGUAACAAGGUGGAUGGGGAAUGUAUGUAAAGUUAAAUGUCAAAUUUCCAUGCUGUGUAUGCAGUUAGGUAUUUAUACACUAUAUGUAUGUUGACAUUUGUGCUACCAUGAUGUCAAUAGAAGUGUUUUCAUUGUCAAAUGUUUUGUUUAUAAAAACAAAAAGCUAUCUAGCAAAGUAGAAAUAUUCCUUAACUUCAUAGGUCGUGUCAUGUUUAUAAAAACAAUUACUUAUUUAGCAAAUUAGAAAUGUUCCUCAACUUUAUAGGUCAAGUCAUGUUUAAAAAAACAAUAAAUCAUUUAGCAAAGUAGAAAUAUUCCUAACUUCCUUGGUCAAAGCUGCAAAUUUUGAUUCAUCAAUAUUCAAUUUCUAUUUGAAAAACCACCUUCACACUCAGGCCUUAGCUUUACUCUAUAUUUUUUUAAGUAUUGUGUUCUAGACAAAGAUAUGUAUGUGGGUCAAGGCAGCCGAUAGGCACAUUGUUACCUGUAACCAGAAAGUGUUGUGGACCCAAUGUUAUAGUGAACAUAAGCUGACUUUGUUUUAGGUAUGUGACCACCAUCUUACCCUUGGCUUACAGUAGUGUGCAGAUGUUCCUCUUCCUGGUCGGAGCCAUCAUCCUCAUUGUUCUCUACACUCUUAUUGCCAAAAGAAUAUUUCACCACGCCCAUCUUCGACAACGUCGGCGUUCAAGUGUCAUUAUCGGCAGGUCCAAACCGCUUGGUGCUAGUACUUCAGUGUGUUCAUCCCCAACCCCUGACAACAAUGACCAGCAGUUUAACAUAUUCUCCUACAGUAAUAAUAAUAACAACAGUGAUUUCAGGCCAAACUUGAGCUCGGGUCAAGAAGAUCCUAAAUCAAUGGAUGUUGUUCAAAUGAAAACCUCAAACAUUCUGGAUAAUAUUAAGUGCGCUGGUAAUUCAAAGGUCAUAGAUCAUGACCAGUUGGUCAGGGCAGGAAAAGAGAUUCAGAAUAUCCCAAGUUUGUGUGAGCUUAAUGCCACUGAUGAACCAAACCGUACGAUCUCAAAAACUCUGACGGAUUCCGAAGAGGCUCACAAAAUUGAUGGCGCUGUUAUGGACAAUGACAGAUGGAUGAACAGAGGCACCUGUUACGAUGACAAUAUAAUAAAAAUUCCCAGAUUAGUUUUAUUGCGUCGUCGAAGUUCUUUGACUGACCUAAAAUCUGUAGCUCAGGUGAAACCAGAUACAAAAGUUGGUUUGGCCUCUAAAUCAUUUCAAGUGUUACAAGAUGGAUUCUUGCCUUUUGAAGACAAUCUGGGUGCUGCAGAUCACAUUUCUAAGCCCACAGAUCACAUUCAUAAGCCCACAGAUCACAUUCCUAAGCCCACAGAUCUCAUUUCAGAAGAUUCUUUCCUUCAAACAUCAUCUCAAACACUUCCUUAUAAAUUAGCCCAUACGUCUCCCCAUACGUCUCCUCCAGCCACACCUAUCGAGGAUCUUGACAACCCAAAACGUUGGCUUCUCACAUCCCAUUGUCAUAAUGGUGAUCUUUUAUGGAAUCAAAGCCGGGCAGCGCCAGGCAGCCAAUCACUUCACUCUAAUGGAGCUGGUAGUAAAAUUGACAGUCGUUUGAUAUUUUCAAAUAUAACAAACCAUUCAGAGACAAAUAAGAUUGAUAAAAGGCUCUUCAAUGAAAGAACAAAUGACUCAAACAAGAUGUUUGAAAUAGUGCAGAUCAAUAAAGUCACUGGUUGUGACAAGGUUAAAAUUACAAGACACUCAUUUAUGACCGGGGCUUCCAAGCAAGCAUUUGAAUCCAGAAAAAUAGUUGGAUUUAAUUAUGCCAUUAACAGACAAUCUUCAGAAGAACGGAUUUCUGGCGGGCAAGGUUAGUUUUUCAGUGUCUUCUUAAUAAUAAAAGAAUGUAAUAGUAACAUGUGGGGCCCUUAUCAGUUGGGCACUUAUCAGUUGGGCACUUUUCAGUUGGGCACUUGUCAGUUGGGCACUUGUCAGUUGGGGAUGUGAAUAACAAGAUUUGUCCUCUUCUCUACCCAAGAGAUAAAAUAUUUGGAUUGUUUCCUUAAUCACAACAUAGCCCCCCCCCCCCCCCAUUUCAACCUCUUGAAGCCUAACCUCCUCAAAGUCCCACCACUUAAAAGCAAACAGUUCAACCUCACUAUUUCAUCCACCUCAACCUCACUACUCCAUCCAACUCAAUCUCACUACUCAUCCAGCUCAACCUCACUACUCAUCCAGCUCAACCUCACUACUCCAUCCACCUCANUCUCACCUCCACCUCACUACUUCAUCCACCUCACCCUCACUACUCAUCCCGCUCCACCUCUCUCCUCCAUCCACCUCAACCUCACUACUUCACCCACCUCAACCCCACUCCUCAUCCAGCUCAACCUCACUACUCCAUCCACCUCAACCUCACUACUCAUCCAGCUCAACCUCACUACUCCAUCCACCUCAACCUCACUACUCCAUCCAACUCAAUCUCACUACUCAUCCAGCUCAACCUCACUACUCAUCCAGCUCAACCUCACUACUCCAUCCACCUAAACCUCACUACUUCAUCCACCUCAACCUCACUACUCAUCCAGCUCAACCUCACUACUUCAUCCACCUCAACCUCACUACUCAUCCACAUCAAUCUCACUACUCAUCGAGCUCAAUCUCACUACUCAUCCAGCUCAACCUCACUACUAAUGGACAUCAACCUUACAAAUCCAUCCACCUAAACCUCACUACUCAUCCAGCUCAACCUCACUACUCAUCCAGCUCAACCUCACUACUCAUCCAGCUCAACCUCACUACUCAUCCAGCUCAACCUCACUACUCAUCCACAUCAAUCUCACUACUCAUCCAGCUCAAUCUCACUACUCAUCCAGCUCAACCUCACUACUCAUGCACAUCAACCUUACAACUCCAUCCACCUCAACCUCACUACUCAUCCAGCUCAACUCACAACUCAUCCAGCUUAACCUCACUACUCCAUCCACCUCAACCUAACUACUCAUCCAGCUCAACCUCACUACUCAUGCACAUCAACCUUACAACUCCAUCCAGCUCAACCUCACUACUCAUCCAGUUCAACCUCACUGCUCAUCCAGCUCAACCUCAUUACUCCAUCCACCUCAACCUAACUACUCAUCCAGCUCAACCUCACUAACUCAUGCACAUCAACCUUACAACUCCAUCCAGCUCAACCUCACUACUCCAUCCAGCUCAACCUAACUACUCAUCAAGCUCAACCUCACUACUCAUCCAGCUCAACCUCACUACUCUGUAAAAGAACUCUAUCAUUGAUUAGACUCUGUAUGAGGACUCUACCCUUGAACAUUAAAUAAAAGGCUGCGGCUAUUUGGACCCGAGUCCAAGAAGUUAGAGUUUGGGUUUAUUAAAAAAUAUUUUAAAAUUAUUGAAGCUUUUUUAAGACAAAAUUUGGUACCGGUAUCAAAUGAAAGAUAAUUGAAUUGACUAUAUGUUUGUAAACUUAUUUCUUAAGUUUAGCUGAAAUAAACUACCUACAAAUGACAUCCGAAUAGCAUAUAGUCAAAAUGGAACCGGAAACGCAUCGCCGCUAUUUGGACCCGGGUCUCUUUAGACUCAAUUAGACUUCUUAGCAGUUUUCUUACGUUUCCUUACAGAAUGAACGAUUUCUCAAAUAUAAAUACUGUUUUAUUUCACUAUUUGAUUUGAUGACCAAUGCUGUAGAACCCCCCCUCCCCCACACACACACCCUCACAUAUCCACACACAUUUUGGGCACACUUCUAGUGUAAUGGAAUUAAGGAAGAUAAUUUUUAACCACCCCAUGCUAUACCCAUUUGAACUAUUUGCUGAUGGAUAUUAUAUAUUUGAACUAUUUGCUGAUGCAUAUUAUAUAUUUGAACUAUUUGCUGAUGCAUAUUAUAUAUUUGAACUAUUUGCUGAUGGAUGUUAUAUAUUUGAACUAUUAGCUGAUGGAUGGAUGAAAUAUGCAAGGUUAAUGCUUUAUUACAUUUACUACCAAAAAUAAAACUCAGUUUCAAAUGAAAUAUAAUUGUUAACAUAAUGAAAACUAAUUUAAUUGUGUGCCAGCCAGGAAUAUCUGUACUAAACACACCUGUAUUUGACACAUCUGUACUUAACACAUCUGUAUUUAACUACAUAAUCAUGAUUAGUUAUUUCAUUUGUAUUGUUAUUGUUAUUCUUGACUCGUUAUUUGAAUUGUUAUUGUUAUUCUUGACCCCAGAAUCAAAGCUCUUAACUACAAGAAAUAAACCCGUCCUGAGUUCUUCAUUCCGAAGAGUAGCAGAUUUAAAGUCUGUACAGACACGAUCUGAUACACAAGGUAAAUAGCCAUGGUUGGGGGGGGGGGGGGGGCAUUGGUUUUUGCUUAAUCAGUAAAAAAAGGUGGGUUUUUUUUUUUUAGUAGGUAAUAAUAAAAAAAAAAAAAAGUUGAAGUUUUCGGUAUAAUUAAUUCUCUAUCCGAUUCACUUUUUAACUUCUCUAUAGAUUAAAGAAUAAAGAAAUACAUAGCAUUGAAAUAUGACUUCGACGUGACGUCCUUGGUAUUUCAGAAAAUUUCUUUGCCUUUUUGUUAUGACGACAGUGUGACGUCCAUGGUAAUUGAAAGUGGGUGAUCGUGACGUCGCGUUGACGUCAUCGGUAGGGCAGUUGUUUAAACACUUUUUAUUUUUGUAAGUCUCACAACUGCUUUAAAUGUAAAGAUUCAUAUUUUUAAGUCUCACAACCCCUUCAAAAGUAACAAUUAACAAACCAUCAAAAGUAACAAUUCAUUUUUGUAAGUCUAACAACCCCUUCAAAAGUAACAAUUCACAUUUUUAAGUCUAACACCCCCUUCAUAAGUAACAAGUCAUUUUUUUGUAAGUCUAACAACCCCUUUAAAAGUAACAAUUCAUUUUUGUAAGUCUAUCAACCCCUUCAAAUGUAACAAUUCAUUUUUGUAAGUCUAAUAACCCCCUUGAAAUGUAACAAUUCAUUUUUGUAAGUCUAACAACCCCUUCAAAUGUAACAAUUCAUUUUUGUAAGUCUAACAACCCCUUCAAAUGUAACAAUUCAUUUUUGUAAGUCUAACAACCCCUUCAAAUGUAACAAUUCAUUUUUGUAAGUCUAACAACCCCUUCAAAUGUAACAGUUCAUCUUUAAAUUUGAAAAAAAAAGUAUUCUAAAUUUUUAUUAUUUAAAAAAAAUAAAUUCAGUGGUAAGAUCAGGGUGUCCGAAUCUGGAGGGUGGAUGUGGCAUUUCAAGGUGUGUGCGAAGAAUAACAUUAUAUGAACAGGGGAUCUUUUGAAUACAGAGUAUUAUGACAAAUGUUUUGUUUUUUAUUUUCUUCAUUGACAUUUUAUUUCAUGUAAUAAAAACAGUUGAUUUUGUCAGUGCUUAAGUUGAUUCAGUCAGUUUUUAAGUUGAUUUUGUCAGUUCUUAAGUUGAUUUUGUCAGGUCUCAAGUUAAUUUAGUCAGUUCUCAAGUUUAUUUUGUCAGUCCUUAAGUUGAUUAUGUCAGUCCUUAAAUUGAUUUUGUCAGUUCUCCAGUUGACUUUGUCAGUUCUCAAGUUGAUUUUGUCAGGUCUUGAGGUGAUUUUGUCAAUCCUUAAGUUCUCUUUGCUAUUUAACUCAAAACAGAAGUUCAUUUUCUUUCCAAUUUUGACAUGAUUUGUUAAUUUCGUAUGGGAUGCAAGAAUUUGUUAAACAAUUUGUUGGAGGUUUGCAAGAAUUUUUUUUUAAACAAUUUUUUGGAGGUGUGCAAGACUUUAUCAAUUUGUUGGAGGUGUGCAAGACUUAAGGAAACUAUUUCUAGGGGGUGCAGAGUACGGAAAAGGUUGGGAAAUCCUGGCAAAGAUGACUGUUUAAAAACUAAAGUUGAUCAAAAUAGUUCACCUAUAUUAGGUAGUGAUAAACAGGAAAUGUAUUCCAGCUUUCAUUUACCAGAAGAUAUAAUUUAUAAAUAUUUUACUUCAUAUAUAGACAUUUAUAAUAAUAUACUUAAUACAUAAAUUUAGUUUUGCGCUUUCAGACUGAAGGUCAUGCUUUAUAAGUGUAUCAUGCCUAUAUAAUUGUAGCUUGUGUCAUAUGAGUUUAGCAUAUUUUAUAUGAGUGUAACAUGUUAUAUAAUUGUAACCAUUGUUACAUAAGUUUAACAUAUGUUAUAUAAUUGUGGCAUCUGUUAUAUGAGUGUAGCAUAUGUUAUAUAAUUGUAGCAUAUGUUAUAUAAUUGUAGCAUAUGUUAUAUAAUUGUCGCAUGUAUGUCAUAUGAGUGUAGCAUAGGUUAUACAAUCGUAUUUUAUGUCAGGUAAGUGCAGCAUAUGUUAUGAGUGUAGCAUAGAUCAUAUGAGUGUAGCAUAUGUUAUUUAAUUGUAGUUAAUGUCAUAUGAGUGUAGCAUAUGUCAUAUGAGUGUAUCAUAUGUCAUAUGAGCAUAGUGUAUGUUAUAUGAAUGUAGCAUAUGUUAUAUGAGUGUAGUCUACGUAAAAUCAAGUUAUCUGACUUAUUUGAUGUUUCAACUACGAGGUUAUUGAUCAUGACAUUUUUAAAAAAAAUGAAAUAUGCACCGGCCUUGUUUGAGAUGGCUUCAAUCAUCAGUGGAGAUAUUUCAUUUAAACAAUUAAAUAUGCACCGGCCUUGUUUGAGAUGGCUUCAAUCAUCAGUGGAGAUGUUUCAUUUAAACAAUUAAAUAUGCACCGGCCUUGUUUGAGAUGGCUUCAAUCAUCAGUGGAGAUGUUUCAUUUAAACAAUGAAAUAUGCACCGGCCUUGUUUGAGAUGGCUUCAAUCAUCAGUGGAGAUAUUUCAUUUAAACAAUUAAAUAUGCACCGGCUUUGUUUGAGAUGGCUUCAAUCAUCAAUGGAGAUAUUUCAUUUAAACAAUUUUGGAUACUUUUAAUUUUACUUAUAAAAUGCCAGUUACACUUAAAAUGAUAUUGAUGAUUAUAAACUAAGGCAAAACUUGUGCAAAAUAUUUAGAAAAUAAUGUGUGAUUGCUUCCCUUCUUCAUGUGUGUAACAAAAUGUGUGUUUUCUUCCCUUGUUCAGGUACAAGGCGGACGACUCUGAUGCUGUUCUCCAUCACUUUGAUCUACAUCCUCUCUUUCCUCCCGCACUUGGUCCUGAUGACAUUGAAAGCCCUGGGCUUGGAUACCCAUAAACUACACGGAGAAGCCGGGGAACUGCUGCUCAAUCUAUUGAUAAGAUCAUAUUUUAUUAACAGUGCCUCUAAUCCCAUCAUCUACAGCUUCUUCUCCAACAACUUUUUCAAAGAAUGCAAGAAAUUUCUCAUAUGUUUUCGUCAUAAGCAAUGACACUCUGCUCUGACACUCUGAAAUAAUUCAUGGCCACUCAAAUUUCCUGAAACAGCACGUUCAAAUAUGUCAAGAGAUAGGCAUGGCAAUAUGUCAAAAGAUAUGCAUGGAAAUUUGUCGAAAGAUAUGCAUGGAAAUAUGUCACACAAGGACAGUAAAUCCAGAUCUAUUAAGGUUGCAUGAAGUGGCGUAGGAAAUAUGUCACACAAGGACAGUAAAUCCAGAUCUAUUAAGGUUGCAUGAAGUGGCGUAGGAAGGAGAGGCAAUUGAAAGAAAAGCAUUGCUGGAUGGGCAAGGGGUGUAGGAAGGGCAGGCAAAUGAAAGAAAAGCAUUGCUGGAUGGGCAAGUGGUGUAGGAAGGGGAGGCAAUUGAAAAAAAAGCAUUGCUGGAUGGGCAAGUGGUGUAGGAAGGGGAGGCAAUUGAAAGAAAAGCAUUGCUGGAUGGGCAAGUGGUGUAGGAAGGGGAGGCAAUUGAAAGAAAAGCAUUGCUGGAUGGGCAAGUGGAGUAGGAAGGGGAGCAAUUGAAAGAAAAGCUGGAUGGGUGUCCCUUGGCAGUUUGACAUUUGGGGCCCCCUCAUGACAUUUUGGGCCCCCCAUGACAUUUUGCCCCCCCCCCUCAAAAAUUAUUUCUUAAUGUCAUAUCGGUCAUUUUCAAUAAAAUAUUAUGUUACAUAUAAUGACCAUGUUACGUAUAUUGACCACCAGCCCUUCUAACACUGCUGGAUAUAGGCCAAUUUAUUUAUGGAUUUUAGCGCCCCCUGAGGCUAUCAUCCGAAGAGGGGCCCUUCUUCGCACAGCCCUUACCAUGGUUCUCUAUGUAGUUUGUGCCUAGGGCCCAAAAGGCCUUAAUUCAAUCAUAACAUUGAACAUUUCUAUAAGUAUAAGGUGAUGUUAAUUAGUGCUAAGAUAGGGGACUUUUUCUAUAAGGUGAUGUUAAUUAGUGCUAAGAUAGGGGACUUUUUCUAUAAGGUGAUGUUUUAAUUGGUGCUAAGACAGGGGACCUUUUCUAUAAUGUGAUGUUUUAAUUAGUGCUAAGAUAUGGGCCCUAUACAUAUUCUUCAGAUAAAUAGUGAAGUUAAUAUUUACAAGUAAUCCCAUUAAAAUCAGAUGGAAAAAUCCAAGUGAAAUUAAAUUUUUGAAUUGUUUAUAAUAUAGAUUUUCCAUAGCUUUUGUUCAAAGUUUAAUUUAGAUUGGUAUUUUAUUUAUGUAGCUCAUGUAAUAAAAAACGAAAUUUUGUCUCUCAACCCUGAGCGGGAUUCAAACCCUUUCAGCAUUUUCUUCUGGAUAAUGAAGUGUUACAACUAUGUUUAAUGAAGUGUUACAAAUAUGUAUUAAUGAUGUGUUACAACAAUGUAUUAAUGAAGUGUUACAACUUUGUAUUAAUGACGUGUUACAACAAUGUAUUAAUGAAGUGUUUCAACUAUGUAUUAAUGAAGUGUUAAAACUAUGUAUUAAUGAAGUGUUACAACUUUGUAUUAAUGAAGUGUUUCAACUAUGUAUUAAUGAAGUGUUUCAACUAUGUAUUAAUGAAGUGUUUCAACUAUGUAUACCAAGUUUGAUCAUGAUCAAUUAAUCCAUGUAGAAACAUAUGUGGUAGAAAUCAAGUCAUUAUUGUCGCUAAAGGAGUUCAUUGUAGGUUGAUUUCUACACUAGUGAAAUACUUUAGAUGUCUUGUGUUCAAAUUAUUAUAAUUGUAAAAUGCUGUCUUGGUUAAAAUGUGUAUUUAUUUAUUUGCUGAAAAUGAAUAUGUACAAUGUAAUAAAAAAGCAUUUCCCUUUUUUUUGGAUCAAUAAAUAAUCUUAUAUUAUACUUUCUUAUCCGUUACACAAUACAAGGACUAUUUAUCAAGUACAGUUACAAUAAAAAUAACAUAACAAAUUUCAAAUUAAUUUGUAAAAUAAUUUUCAGUUUUGAAAAUACCAAACCUACACCAUGGGGUGACACAAAGAAAUAUGGAAAGUCCCAGAAACCCCAGAAACCCCAGAGACAGUAAGGAGGGGGCUAGUGAACAAAAAAUAGUUUGACCAUUACGUAUGGCAUACGACAUUUCAAUAGAACGUUAGGCGAUGGACAUACUUGCAUUAGCCAGAAAUGUUCGGGUCUCAUCACCUACUUAAGAAAUGACCUCCAAGGAGAGGUUGUGGUAACCUCUAGUGAUCAGCUCAUAGAUAUUUAAAAAGAGUGUCUUUGAUACCAAGUUAAGAAAUACAUCUUCGUGGACGGUAUUUGACCAACAAUUUUUUCUUCUUUUGGUCAAUAAUUUUGGAUAAUAGGAUAAAGAUUUUUAAAUUUAAAAGGAAAUGAGCAAAAUAAAAUAUGGGAAAAUAUGAAGAAAAAAAAACUAUGCAACAAAAGAAUGUGUAUAUUGAUCAUGUAUUGUCCUAGGUGGUAGGUGAGAUCAUGUAUUGUCCUAGGUGGUAGGUGAGAUCAUGUAUUGUCCUAGGUGGUAGGUGAGAUCAUGUAUUGUCCUAGGUGGUAGGUGAGAUCAUGUAUUGUCCUAGGUGGUAGGUGAGUGUACAAAGGUUCAGCUCAGUUGGAGAUCAGGAAGUGGGUGGAAAUUGAGAUGCAAGAUUCCACAACUGACAAACAAAAAAUGUACAAACAAAUAGACAAAGCAACUUAAGAAAAUACUCAUAAAAACACCUUUUUAUGAAUGAGUGACC